This is a messenger RNA of Physeter macrocephalus (sperm whale), 1892 nucleotides long. RefSeq names its product retinal pigment epithelium-derived rhodopsin homolog (gene RRH). Bases 504 to 1541 code for a protein of 345 amino acids. Lineage: Eukaryota; Metazoa; Chordata; Mammalia; Artiodactyla; Physeteridae. Gene Ontology annotation, biological process: G protein-coupled receptor signaling pathway; phototransduction; cellular response to light stimulus. Gene Ontology annotation, cellular component: photoreceptor outer segment; plasma membrane. The record is from RefSeq and is a predicted model, not a curated record. The transcript is spliced from 8 exons. Gene Ontology annotation, molecular function: G protein-coupled photoreceptor activity.
UUAUCUCUAAUGAUUUAAAUUGUUAUGGAAAAAACAAAAGGAAUUGAAAUGGAAAACUUGAAAGGGUCAAACAGAAAACAGGGACCUUAAUCUGAAUAGUUUUAGAGGACUAAGGCUGGCUCUUAAUUUUGAAACUGAUUUCCAGCAGAAAUCAGUUAAGUCAGGUCCUGAUCUGCUUUUCUGAGUUUGUUUAUUGUUUAAAUGGGAUGUGUGCACUUGAUAAUCUUGGAUAUAAAUCUGAUGCCCUAAUUGGUUAAAAUGUGUGUUGCUUGUUAUUUCUCUUUAUUUUGCUAAUAAGCUUUUCUGUUGUUCUGGGAAUUAAAAAUCCUUUCCUUUUUAGCCCAAUUAAAUUUGUUAAGGGAGGGCCUCUAUGAAAAGGCCCUUCUUUGAGGUCUUUAAGUGGAAAUGAUUGGUUCUGAAAAUUCUUUCCUAGGUGGCUUUUGAAACAUUUCAUAGUUAUUGAAGGCCCAUUAUGAAGGCUAUCGUGAUAUCUUCCCUCCAAAAUGCUAAGGAAUAAUUUAGGCAACAGUUCAGACUCUAAAAAUGAAGACGGCUUGGCCUUUUCACAGACUGAACACAAUAUUGUUGCAGCUUACUUGAUUACGGCAGAUGGUGAAGCUAUUCUUCAAGAUGGGAGCACAUCUGGGGAAGAACAUGUAUGGGUCAAGAGAGAAAAUCUCUGGGUUCCGUUUGAGAGAAGUCCCAUAAAAAGCUGCGCACGUAUGAUAAGUGUUCUCAGCAACAUAAUAGUUCUGGGCAUCUUCAUUAAGUACAAAGAGCUUCGGACACCCACAAAUGCAAUUAUCAUUAACUUGGCUGUUACUGAUAUAGGGGUCAGUAGCAUUGGCUACCCCAUGUCUGCUGCUUCAGAUCUGCAUGGAAGUUGGAAGUUUGGACAUGCAGGAUGUCAGAUUUAUGCUGGAUUGAAUAUCUUUUUUGGAAUGGCAAGUAUUGGAUUGCUCACAGUUGUGGCUGUGGAUCGAUACCUGACCAUCUGCUGUCCUGAUGCAGGAAGAAGAAUGACCACCAACACUUACAUCAGCAUGAUUCUGGGGGCCUGGAUCAAUGGCCUCUUUUGGGCUUUGAUGCCUAUUGUUGGGUGGGCUAGUUAUGCCCCAGAUCCUACUGGGGCCACCUGUACCAUAAACUGGCGGAAAAAUGAUGUAUCUUUUGUUUCUUACACCAUGAUGGUUGUUGCGAUAAAUUUUAUUGUGCCCUUGAUAAUGAUGUUUUACUGCUAUUACCAUGUCACUCGAUCCAUUAAACAUCAUGCUACUAGUAACUGCACUGAGUAUCUCAACAGAGAUUGGUCAGAUCAGGUAGAUGUAACAAAGAAGAUUCCUCCCUCAGUGGCCAUCCUAGCUCCACUGUUUGCAAAAUCUUCUACAUUCUACAAUCCAUGUAUUUAUGUGAUUGCUAAUAAAAAGUUCCGGAGGGCGAUGCUUGCCAUGUUCAGAUGUCAGACUCACCAAGCAAUGCCCGUGGCGAGUAUCUUACCAAUGGAUGUACUACAAAACCCACUGACUUCUGGAAAAGUCUGAAAUAAGAGGAAAGCACACAUUAUCAAAACAUUUGCUUUACUUUUUUUUUUCAAUGAUUUAAUUUCACUUAAAAUCUGAGCCCAUUUCAAUCAAAUGCAGACAUAGAGGAUUGUCCUAAUAGACUGUAGAUUUCUCAUGUGUAGUUUAUAAGUUCUUCUGUUGGUGCAGUGGCCACUUUAGGGAAUGUUUCAUUGUUUCCUUAUAUGUAAACUUAUUGCUUAUCUCCUUUAGUGAAUAGAGGCACAUGAGAUUAAGGCCUCUUCUCUUUUGCCCUAUCAUGGCAUGUAUUACGCUGUACCUAGUAUCUUGCCUGGUCCCUCCAUUAGAUCAGAAGCAACUGCUAUUUUAAUG